Molecule: messenger RNA, 1162 nt
Organism: Myotis myotis
Lineage: Eukaryota; Metazoa; Chordata; Mammalia; Chiroptera; Vespertilionidae
Gene: ZNF580
Product: zinc finger protein 580
Exons: 2
Coding region: 279-776 (165 amino acids)
Biological process (GO): regulation of transcription by RNA polymerase II
Cellular component (GO): nucleus
Molecular function (GO): RNA polymerase II cis-regulatory region sequence-specific DNA binding; DNA-binding transcription activator activity, RNA polymerase II-specific
Source: RefSeq, a predicted model, not a curated record
GGGAAAGUGGGGAACUAGGUUAGUGGGGCUCGGGGGGUGCAGCUGGAGAGGAAGGUGAGAGACGGGUUUACAGCGCACCUGGCGGGAUGGAGAGCCAGGGGGGGCCUGGGGGCCCGAGAGGCGCUGCUGCAGGGUCCCGGGGGGUCUUGGGGGCUGGGAGGAAGAGGGAGCGAGCACCCUGUACCCCAGUCCCGAAGGCCCGGGGCCUGAGCUGAAAGGAGCCCAGAAGCAAAGAGGGGAGUAGACGGGGCCGGAGACGGGCUGUCUUGUCGCUCCAGAUGCUGCUGCUGCCCCCGCGGCCGCCCCACCCUCGUUCCUCCUCGCCGGAGGCCAUGGACCCGCCGUCCCCCAAGGCAGAAAGCCCUUCUUCCACGCCCUCCUCGGUGGCGGCGCCCCUACCCCCGACGCCGGCCCACCUGCUCAUCGACGCCAACGGGGUCCCCUACACGUACACGGCGCCGCCGGAAGAGCCGCCCCCGAGCCCGCCCCCCCGCGAGCCGUCGCCCGUGGAGCCCCCGCCUCGCAAGGGCUACAACUGCCCGGAGUGCGGCCGCGUCUUUGCCAGCCCCCUGCGGCUGCAGAGCCACCGCGUGUCGCACUCGGACCUCAAGCCCUUCACGUGCGGCGCCUGCGGCAAGGCCUUCAAGCGCUCCAGCCACCUGUCCCGGCACCGCGCCACGCACCGCGCCCGCGCCGGCCCGCCGCACACCUGCCCGCUCUGCCCGCGCCGCUUCCAGGACGCCGCGGAGCUGGCGCAGCACAUGAGCCUCCACUAAGUCCAGACCCGGCGCCGGGCCCCGGCGCCCGACCCGCACGCAGCGGCACAACCACACACUCCCCGGCGCUGCUGAGGCUACUGCCUUACCCCGGGCCUCAGUUUCCCUGUCUGUCCCGAGGGAGAACCGUCAUUCCUGUCUCCGUCCCCCCCUUCCUCCCUGACUGUGUGAUGUGAGCCCAGGCGCUGCCCACUCCCCCUCCUGGGCCGGUGCCCGCCCCGCGGUGCGCGGGAGCCUUUGCCAGUGACUUUCUCUGAGCCCUGGUGUCCUGCUCCAGUGGCGAGUGGUGGCCCGCGUGGCAGACUCGACAAGAGCACACGCACGGCUCCUCUGUAUCCCCCUCCCACCCCGCCCGCACCCUGUUCUCAAUAAACAUUCCGCACUUC